Sorghum bicolor (sorghum) is the source of this 1517-nucleotide messenger RNA. RefSeq names its product homeobox-leucine zipper protein HOX6. Gene Ontology annotation, cellular component: nucleus. Gene Ontology annotation, molecular function: DNA-binding transcription factor activity, RNA polymerase II-specific; sequence-specific DNA binding. The transcript has 2 exons. Bases 447 to 1178 code for a protein of 243 amino acids. Gene Ontology annotation, biological process: positive regulation of DNA-templated transcription. The record is from RefSeq and is a predicted model, not a curated record. Lineage: Eukaryota; Viridiplantae; Streptophyta; Magnoliopsida; Poales; Poaceae.
AGCUGGCGCUGGCCUCUGUCUCCGGCUUUGAACAGAGAGGGGGAGGAGCGAACGAGACUGGGCGAGGGAGGGAUAGGGAUCGGAAGCGAAUUCCCGGCCUCUGUCUGCCCCGCGACAGCGACGCGCGGGCGCGGGGCCGCGCGGCACAGCGCUCGCUCGCUAGCUAGCUAUAGAGACCAGGGGGGGAGGAGACUGGAGAGGGACAGGCCGCGCGCGCGCACGCCACCGCGCUCCAUUGGCCACGCCGUUGCCAUCAAGGCGAUUAAACUAGUCGAUCUCGCCCAGCUCGCCUUCGCCUGUGAUCGAUCGGGCUAGCUGCUGCCUCCCUUCCGUUCCUCCUCCUCCUCGUCUUGCCCAGCAGGCAGCAGCCUACUACUAGCUACUUCAGCGAGCUAGCUCGAGCUGAGGGAGUGAGCUCGUGAUCCGAGAGGCGUGCGUGCGUGGCCAUGGACGGCGAGGACGACGUGCCGGAGUGGAUGAUGGAGGUGGGCGGCGCUGGAGGCAAGGGAGGCAAAGGCGGCGGCGGCGGCGCGCUGGACAAGAACAAGAAGCGCUUCAGCGAGGAGCAGAUCAAGUCGCUGGAGUCCAUGUUCGCGACGCAGACCAAGCUGGAGCCCCGGCAGAAGCUGCAGCUGGCGCGGGAGCUCGGCCUGCAGCCGCGCCAGGUCGCCAUCUGGUUCCAGAACAAGCGCGCGCGCUGGAAGUCCAAGCAGCUGGAGCGCGAGUACUCGGCGCUCCGCGACGACUACGACGCGCUCCUCUGCAGCUACGAGUCCCUCAAGAAGGAGAAGCACGCGCUCCUCAAGCAGCUGGAGAAGCUGGCCGAGAUGCUGCACGAGCCGCGGGGCAAGUACGGAGGCAAUGCGGACGCCGGCGCCGGGGACGACGUGCGCUCGGGCGUCGGCGGCAUGAAGGAGGAGUUCACGGACGCCGCCGGGGCCGCGCUCUACUCGUCCGAGGGCGGUGGCGGUGGCAAGUUCGCACACUUCACGGACGACGACGUGGGAGCCCUCUUCCGGCCGUCCGCGCAGCCGACCGCAGCUGGCUUCACGUCGUCGUCGGGGCCGCCGGAGCACCAGCCGUUCCAGUUCCACUCCUCCAGCUGCUGGCCAUCGUCGACGACGGAGCAGACCUGCAGCAGCUCGCAAUGGUGGGAAUUCGAGUCCCUCAGUGAGUGAUCGAUCAUACGACGAUCACAAGCGGGUCACUCGGUUCAAUUCCGUCCAAGCACGUAAUUAAGGACGAAUACGAGUUCGUAGCAGAUCAUCAGCACAGAGCGACGAUGUACAUAGCUUCAGUAGAUCAAGGUCCAGGUCUGUCCAUCAAGCAGUUUCUUUCUUCGAUCUCGUCAUCGAUCAUCAUGCAUGCAAAAGAAUUUUUCUCUCCCACACGUCUUCCAUCCUUGUCGUCGCUGUCAGAUCAUGUAAUCCAGGAACAUGUAGAGAAAGAUCAAACGAGCUUAUAGAGAAGGUCACAUGCGAGCUAGUCAAUUUUAUAUAUUCGCCAAGCAUGUUCAA